UAUCGGCUGCUUCUAUCUUUUGCCCUCUCUGUUAUCUCCCUUGUACUCCCGCGUCUCCAAUAAAGAACGUCAUUUGGAAAGCUAAUUACGCCUUUGUUGUCGUGUACUUUCCGAAAUCCGCGAUUGUGUCCUUUUAAUUUACCUCCGGCUGUGUGUUGUCCCCUGGAUUAACCACGUGUUAAUCCGGGAACAGACAUCUAAGUUUAAAACCCACCCUACACAGCACAGUACACACUAGAAGUGAACGUUAUGGGAUAGAGAAUGCUGUGUUAUUCGUUUCAAAGGACUAGUGCUGCUGAUAACAGAAAACACUGAACGUCGAUGUUGGUUAGAAAAGAAGUAUUUUUAUCAUAAUGUUUGGAUAUCUGUUUGGGACAUAUUUCGUGGUUUAUUAUUUGGUGUGGACGAACAAGAAAUAGUGUUAAUUUGAUGUACUGUUGAGAGAUAUAGAAAGUUUCCAAGUGAGCGGUAGAGAUGGGAGACUCUGAUAUAGAUUGCAACCAGUUCCACCACCUGGCCAACUUAAGUGACGUCUGCACGUUUGUCAAGACAACCAGCUCCUGUGAUAUAGAUGAAGGUUUUGUCAACUAUACCCAGCUCAUCUACUGCACGCUGGGAAGUCUGCCGGUUUGGCUGGCAUGUAUUCUACUGAUCAUCUGGUGGCUGUUUCUGUUUUGUGGUCUGGCGGUCACGGCGGAUGAAUUUUUUUGUCCAGCUUUGGCGGUCAUUUCCCAGAACUUAAAGUUGAGUCACAAUGUGGCAGGUGUUACCUUUUUGGCGUUUGGAAACGGAGCCCCAGACAUUUUCUCUGCUAUAGCCGCCAUCGGAAAUGCCAAAGAAGGUGACGCUGGGCUGGCCGUUGGAGCAUUGUUUGGCGCUGGUGUUUUUGUGACAGCUGUUGUGGCCGGCUCUAUUUCAAUCAUCAAACCUUUUCAAUGUAUGGAACGGCCUUUUUUAAGAGACGUCAUCUUCUAUCUGGCCGCCUGCUACUGGGCCUGGGUCGUUCUCUGGGACAAGAAGAUUACUCAGUUGGAAGCCGCUGGUUUUAUAAUUUUGUAUGUCUUCUACGUCCUCGUUGUCGUCAUUGGUCGCUACGUCAAUCAGAAAUUUAAAAACAGACAGACUGGAAGUCUCCUAUCUAGACUUUGUGGUGAACCAGCCAUUGAUAUAGAGGAUGAUGAGGCCCGCAAGUCACUGAUUAAAUCCAUACAGACCCUACCGCCGGACAUUGAGAUUGAACAAACGCCCAUCUUACGUUCCAGCAGCCACGAGCACAGUGAGAAGUCCAUGUUUGCUGACUUCCUGUGUGAGAUCAACCCAGUCGAUCUCCAGGAGUGGAAAGAGAGAAGAAUAUUUGGGAAGAUUUAUGAAAUAUUUAAGAGUCCGCUAGUUCUGCUGCUUAAGUUGACAGUACCAGUGGUCAGUGAGGAGCCAGAAGAUGGACAAGACGAGAUGAGAAACUGGAACAAACUUUUAAAUUGUGUACACGUCUUUACGGCCCCAGUGUUCGCCAUGUUCGCCACGGGAGUUGGGUUCACAAAGAUUGGCUCAGUGUUCCCUGUCUAUGGCCUGGUCAUGAUCAUUAGUGCUGUCCUCUUUGUUGCCGUCUACGUCACGUCCAAGAGAGACCACAGACCUGUUUAUCAUACGGCUUUUGCUUAUCUGGGUUUUAUUGCAGCCGUGAUCUGGAUUUAUUCGAUAGCUAAUGAGAUAGUCAAUAUACUUCAGGCUUUAGGAGUUGUCUUUGAUUUAUCGGAUGCCAUAUUGGGCUUGACUUUGCUGGCCUGGGGCAACAGUAUUGGAGACUUGAUAGCAGACACCACCAUGGCACGGCAAGGUUAUCCCAGGAUGGGCAUCUCGGCUUGUUUUGGAGGCCCAUUGUUUAAUCUCCUUUUAGGUCUUGGAAUUCCAUUUACCAUUGCUUGUAUCAAGCGUGGAGGAGUGUUCUAUCUGAAAGUGAACUUGGAACAAAUGGUCCUAGCGGCUGGACUUGGAUUUUCACUGGCGUCCUCUCUGGUGAUUGUACCCUUCUCCAAGUUCAAAAUGUCAAGGCCGUAUGGGAUCUACCUUCUCUUCCUCUAUGCCACGUUCCUUGUAGUGGCAGUGUUGAUCGAAGUAAACGUCAUUCACAACUUUGACCUAUGAACUAUCGGAAAGACAGCCGGAAAGACAGAUGGAAAUGCAGCUUUAUCUGCAACAUGUUACAUGAUUCAUUUUUCAAAUAUUGCAGCUUUGUAUCUUCUGUCAAGGUUACGUCUGCAAUAUUUUAUUUACUUCCGUCCGAUCUGAGGCUAAAAACCUGGCACAUAAAAUUAUAAACAAACAGGACAGAAAUAAAAACAGUGCUAAGGAAAGCAUUGUAGAAAAACACAAACCACCGAGACACUGACCUAAAUAGGUAAAUAGCACAGACUACUCAGUCACUGACCUAUAUGGGUGAAUAACAUGAACUUCUCAUGACACUGACCUAUUUUUUCAGGAAGAAAAAAAACAACAACCACUGUAAAAAGAUUUACGAAGUGAAACAAAAAAUAACAUUACACUUUUUACGGUUAUAAUAGAAAAAAAAGUCACCACUGACUUCUACUAAUAGAAAUCUAAAUCUCUCUUGACCUAAACUGUUCAUGAACUUUUGUGUUUUUUGUAAUUUACAAACGUUUCACAUGUUUUUAUGUAGUAAUUCUCAACCAGGGAUACGUACAAUAUGGCUGCUUCAACAACUUUGGUUCGUGGCUAUGAUACGUUUGAGAGAACAGUAGGCAAACUGAAUUCUAUUGAUACGUAUAUAUUCAAUGUACUUUUUAAACGAAAUUAUUGGAAUGUGUGUAUAUUAUUUAGUUCUUAUAAUAAACUAAUUUCUAUGAAGUUCUAUUGUAUACGUUCAAUGACAGAAGUGUUUAGAACGUUUCCUUAUCAUUGGACUGGAACAUGUUUUAUCAUUUCCUGAAACAUUGAAGUGCUUUCAGGUGUACUUGUGAUAUUGGAUUUGUGAUACAAAACAUUCCACUAUAUCCUAAGGUAGAUACAAAUCGGACUUUGUUAGUUGAAAUAGUCUUUCUGUAAACCAUGUUUGCUAUAAAUCAUAUAUUUUUUUAAAAUUUCUAUUCAUCACAUAUACGCAUUGAAAGAGAGAGAGAGAGAUGCUAGGACACAUUUGUACAAAUGCUCCUUCUUUCCUAGUGCUAUUAGAGCAUGGAAUGGGUUGCCUGAGCUAGCCAGGAGAACCAGUGACUUGGCAGAAAUUUUAGUCAUUGGUUAAUAUUCAUGACUAAAUGCAUGACGCGUAGGACGUAAUCAUCUUCUUUUUUUGAAGUAACGUCUGUAUUAUAUAAGAUAAGAAGAGAGAGAGAGAGAGAGAAAAUCAUUGUUUGAAAGAAUUCCUGUUUCCUACGUGUGGUUAGAGAUACACAUCUCAUCGGAUAUCAUUACAUAGAACAUAAUUCAUAACAAACACUUUAGACUUAGAGAAUGCAAGAAAUAGCAACGUGAUGAAAAAAAGUAUUUUGUUAAAAAAAACCACUUGAAUAUGGAAGUUUUCAGUACAAUAUUUUGAACACUUUUUUUUUCUUUUUAGCAAGCUCUUUGCUGUUGAAUGGGGCCAAUAAUGAAAUCUGUCCCAUGUGAACAAAAAUUUGUUUCGCACUCCCACACCCCCUCCCACUCAAUACAAAUCACUGGUCUAAAGGGGGAGAAGAGGGUGCAAAGUGUGUACAAACUUUCAAAGUGAACAAGGUCGCAAACUGUUACUACCAUUAAUAGCAAAUUAAAAAAUAUAUAAGUAACGAUUCUGUAUUUAGAAUGUUAUCUGAACUGGUCUAGACUGCAACGGACCGAUUGAGGAAUUGGGGAAUAUAGUUGAAGUAUUCAUUAAUACUUAUGUAUUCAUUUUGCUUUCAACCACACACCACACAGCCAUUCAAUAAAUAAAGUCCAAAACUCAUUAUUAAGCAAUAAGCCACAUCUAUAACCACUGGGUCUACAUUUUCCCAUUUUGGUUGUGUAGUUUGCGCGCUGUCUUUCGGACUUAUCGAUGGUCCCGGGUUCAAACCCUGCCCGCUCCCAUCCCCCGCUGUCCUGCGGGAGGUUUGGACUAGGAAGUAAACUAUCUUCAACUCUGAAGGAACAUCCGAAACAUGUAAAACACUUUACAAAUAACAGAUUACAUUUAAAUAUAGACAAUCAGACGCUCUGACUGCCCUUGUUAGGAACAACUCAUUAAGUCUGUCAUGAAUGGCUCCCUCCUAUUACACAUACGUGUAUGUCUGGUCAUCUAUACUGUCAUAGUGUAUCUCUAGUAGGUAGGAAUGAAUGCCGUUCGUAUGUGGCUAGUAUUGUAGAGACCAGUAUGUAGGGAACACGCUGUUUCUAUAACAAAACAUAACCCUAACUCUGCUCUAACUUGACCAAAUGUAUUAAUUAUGGACAUCAUUUAUUUGUGUCUUUCAGUUUAUUGUCUUAUUAUUCAGUUUAUUAUUUGUUGACAUCUUAUAUUUGUAUAUGUUAUAUAACGAAACGUAAUAGUUGCAUUGAUUAUUACAUGAUCACGAUUUUUUAAUUAUUCGAUCAUUGCGCCAUUACUUCCCUUGUGGGGAAUAAAAAUUAAAUGUUA
Molecule: messenger RNA, 4609 nt
Organism: Biomphalaria glabrata
Lineage: Eukaryota; Metazoa; Mollusca; Gastropoda; Planorbidae
Product: mitochondrial sodium/calcium exchanger protein-like
Exons: 16
Coding region: 475-2145 (556 amino acids)
Biological process (GO): intracellular calcium ion homeostasis; transmembrane transport; monoatomic cation transport
Cellular component (GO): membrane
Molecular function (GO): calcium:sodium antiporter activity
Source: RefSeq, a predicted model, not a curated record